Molecule: messenger RNA, 2449 nt
Organism: Colletotrichum godetiae
Lineage: Eukaryota; Fungi; Ascomycota; Sordariomycetes; Glomerellales; Glomerellaceae
Product: heterokaryon incompatibility protein-domain-containing protein
Exons: 2
Coding region: 373-2307 (644 amino acids)
Source: RefSeq, a predicted model, not a curated record
UCGGGCAGGAUUGUGAAUCUAUAUCGGCAGAGGUCGGACGUUGGGGCGGCCAUUUUGGUUGCGGCGAGGAGUGCGGGGAAGAGGCUCUGGGGGAGCAUGAGCUGAAAGGGAAACGUAACGGUAUAUAUGCAACCCAAGGGUUCAAAUGCAAAGGAUGGAAAAGACCUUGGGCUGGGGGUUUCCGAGGGGACUAGCUUGAAUAAAAAAUCAAUACCCGUGGAGUCUGAACAAGGCUUUCGAGGCUGAGCAAGUUACCGGUCCAGAUCUGGUCUAAACUCUGACGGCGUUAUUAGUACAAGCAAGCCCCUCAAUUCACCGUGUCCGCCUCGAGAUCUGCCUUGGCGAUAUUUCAAGAGGAAUUAAAAAAGAAAGAUGUCAAUCACUAUUGAAUUAGUGAGCGAAAUCCACACACAAAUCCCGUCGUCAAUCUACCCCGCUUUACCCUUGGCCGCCAACGACAUCCGCCUCAUCACAAUCCAAGCCAAAGGCAACGGCGACAACCCUGACAGCCUUAGCUGCUCUCUCCACGUAUCCAGCCUCGACGACUCGACACCCUACCACGCCCUCUCAUACACCUGGGGCCCGGCCACCGUCCAAGAAGCCGACGACAGGCCCGCCACCAGCAUCACCUGCAACGGCCACGCCAUCCUCAUCACGCACAACCUUUGGACCGCGCUCCUGCGGAUACGAGACAACCCAGAGCUCGCGAGCAAAAGGUUCUGGAUCGAUGCCAUCUCCAUCAACCAGACCGACGAUGCGGAGCGCUCGAGGCAGGUCCAGCUCAUGGCGAGCAUCUACAGCUCUGCCUCUUGCGUGCUAAUCUGGCUGGGCGAGGAAGACGACCACACGGUCAAGGCGCUACGCCUAAUACACCACCUCACGACGAUAGACGCACGACACCUGGCCAGACUAACUCCGCAAAGCAUAUCCCAAAGCCCGCUCUCACGGGACCGCGGAGGCGGCGACGACGACGACGACGACAACGACGACAUCCUCCACGACCCCACAUCCUGGGACGCCGUCCGAACCCUCUUCCGGCGCAACUACUUUUGCAGAUCGUGGAUCAUCCAAGAAGUCGUCCUCGCGCGCUCCGCCACCGUCCUCUGCGGCCGCCAAACAACCUCGUGGACGCACCUCGAAUCCGUCUCCCACUUCCUCUCCACCACGUCCUGGUCCUCCCACUUCUCCUCCACCAGCCUCCUGCGAGACACCACCCCAGGCGCCUGCCACCACAACGUCCCCACGAUCCUCAAGGCGAACAAAGCCUCCCGCAACCGCCUCGAGGGCAACAACAACUACGCCUCCGCCCUCGCGCACGCGCUGGUACGCACGCGACACUUCCGCGCCACGGACCCGCGGGACAAAGUCUACGCGCUCUUUGGUCUCGUGGGGCUGGACGGCGGCAGCCCGGUGCGCGACAGGCGGCGGCUGCGGCCCCUGUACGGCGACGAGGUCACCGUGGAGUCCGUCUACGUCGCCGCCGCCGUGCAGAUCCUGGAGGACACGGACGACUUGUUCCUGCUGUACUGCGUCGAGGGGGACAAGUUCCGAGAUGCCGCGCUGCCGUCUUGGGUGCCGGAUUGGCGGUGCGAUAAGGCGUUGGGGUUGCGGGUUACCGGGUACCGCCGGUUUGAUGCCUCUGGGGGGCUGCCGCGGACGCUGGUGAUUCGUGAGUCUUGCAGGGUGUUGGAGAUGCGGGCGUUGAAGAUUGACGUGGUUCGGGUUGCUGCUGAGACGAAGCACGAGAUCUAUUUUGGCGCACCGUUCCCGACGUUGAUGAAGAUCCUGAUGGGAGAGGACCCUCGCGUGGACGAGGGAGUGUUGAAUGCAGUCUGGCGCUCUCUAGUGACCAACACCGGAGGUGACCCGCCGCAGUGUCCAAUAGAUGAGAGAUACAAGGGGGCGUUUGUGCACUGGAUUACAGAGAGGCUUGAUGCGAUAUCUAAAGGUCUGAAAGGCGGAGAGGAUGCUCAAGUGGCGGCCAUGAUUGCCUACUUUCGUCGUUUGAGCCAAUCUAUGCCGCCAGCUCCUGGGAUGGAAGACUACAAUACCGCAUUCUCCCAUGGGUUGCAUCUGAGGCUCUUUGAGACGUCUGGAGGCUUCAUCGGGCUUGGUUCAGAGUGUCUUCAGAUGAAUGACUCAAUCUGGAUCGUUCCUGGCUCACGUGUACCAUUGAUAUUCCGGAAGAAAGGACCAAGCCAUCACCGGCUGGUAGGGGGUGCAUAUGUCCAUGGUGUGAUGCAGGGAGAAGCAGUCAAAUCGAGCAAUGUCAAGACACAUGAGUGGGAAACUCUGUCUGUCGAAUAAAUGCCAGAAUUAGCUUUACACUCCGAUGAAGAAUACGAACAAGAGCUCGAACUCACCGGAAAUACCAAUAGUGUGAAGCAUUGAGCACACAAUCCACUCCGACUGAAUGGGAAUCCCAAAGAGACAUACCUUGGAUGGGGAA